UGGAUCCACACCCUUUCUUGUCAGUGUCCUAGCUAGCGUUAGCGCUAUGUUUUCUCAUUCACUACAGCCGUAAUGGAUCUAUUUUAGUCGAGUCGGAUAAAUAAACUAACGUGUCACGGUUAAAGAAAGCCACCACUAUGUUCGGCCGGUCCAGGGGCUGGGUGGGAGGUCAAGGGAAGUCCAAAAACAUCCACUCUUUGGAUCAUUUGAAGUACAUGUAUCACGUCCUGACCAAGAACACGACGGUGACCGAUCACAACCGGAACCUUCUCGUCGAGACGAUCCGCUCCAUCACCGAAAUCCUGAUUUGGGGCGAUCAGAAUGACAGCUCUGUGUUUGACUUUUUCUUGGAGAAGAACAUGUUUGCGUUUUUCCUCAACAUCCUGCGGCAGAAGUCGGGCCGCUACGUCUGCGUGCAGCUCCUGCAGACGCUGAACAUCCUGUUCGAGAACAUUAGUCACGAGACGUCUCUCUACUACUUGUUGUCGAAUAACCACGUCAACUCCAUCAUCGUGCACAAAUUCGACUUCUCCGAUGAGGAGAUCAUGGCCUACUACAUCUCCUUUCUGAAGACGCUGUCGCUGAAGCUCAACAACCACACCGUGCAUUUCUUUUACAACGAGCACACUAAUGAUUUUGCCCUGUACACGGAGGCCAUUAAGUUUUUCAACCAUCCAGAGAGCAUGGUCAGGAUUGCAGUCAGGACUAUCACACUCAAUGUGUAUAAAGUGGAUAACCAGCACAUGCUGCACUACAUCCGGGACAAAACAGCCGUGCCCUACUUCUCCAACCUGGUGUGGUUCAUCGGCAGCCACGUCAUCGAGCUGGACAAGUGUGUGCAGACGGACGAAGAGCAUAAAAACAGGGGGAAGCUGAGUGACCUGGUGGCUGAGCACCUGGAUCACCUGCACUACCUGAACGACAUCCUCAUCAUCAAUUGCGAGUUCCUGAAUGACGUUCUGACCGACCACCUGCUGAACCGCCUCUUCCUGCCUCUCUACGUCUACUCACUGGUCAGUCAGGAGCAGAGUGAAGAUCGCAAGAUUAACCCUCAGGUGUCCCUCUACCUGCUGUCCCAGGUGUUCCUCAUCAUACACUACCAGCCCCUGGUGAACGCUCUGGCAGACGUUAUACUGAACGGAGACCUGUCUGUGUUCAUGCCCCAGACAGAACAGAACACACACAAGAGCUCAUCCAGUGCUGCAGUGCGACGCUUCACCAAGCCACCAGAGAGUCUGGAGCGCUCGCUGGAGAUGAGUCGGCAUCGAGGCAGGAAGAAGGCACAGAAGCGACCCAACUACAAGAACGUGGGCGAAGAGGAUGAGGAGGAGAGGGGAACCGAGGAAGGCCCUGACGAGGAGAAGGAGAAGGCUAAAGGUACAGAGGCUAGCUCAAAGGCCAGCAGGACAAGUGGGGACACGGAAGAGAUUGAGAUGGUGGUGAUGGAGAAGUGCAAAAUCUCAGACGUAUCCACACUCACGGAGCAGAACAUCACGGACGAGGAGAAAACCGCCGCAGCUGCUGCAGGAAUGGAGGGACAGAGGAGCAGGCCCUUCUUGGACAUGGUGUACAAUGCUCUUGACUGUGAGAAGGAAGACUACCAUGCCCUUUUUGUUCUCUGCCUCCUCUUCGCCAUGUCUCACAGCAAAGGUAUAAACCCAGAGCUGCUGGAGAAGAUCCAGCUGCCAGUUCCAGGUCAGGAGCGGAGCAGCUACAGUCAUGUUCUUGUGGAGAGACUGAUCAGAGUCAUGAACCACGCUGCUCUCCCAGACGGGAGGGUGCGUCUGGCCACCCUGGAGCUGAGCUGUCUUCUCCUGAAGCAGUCGGUGCUGUCCGGCUCUCGGUGCAUCAUCAAGGACGUCCAUCUGGCCUGUCUGGAGGGUGCGAGAGAAGAGAGUCUUCAUCUUCUACGGCGAUUUUACAAGGGUGAAGAGAUCUUCCUGGAUAUGUUUGAAGAUGAGUACAGGAGCAUGACGAGCAAGCCUCUUAAUGUGGAGUAUCUCAUGAUGGAUGCGUCCAUACUCCUGCCCCCGACUGGAACGCCACUGACCGGUAUCGACUUCGUGAAGCGGCUUCCGUGCGGAGACGUGGAGAAAACACGUAGAGCCAUCCGUGUGUUCUUCAUGCUGCGGGCUCUGUCUCUGCAGCUGCAGGGGGAACCGGAGACACAGCUGCCUCUGACACGCCCCGAAGACCUCAUCAAAACCGAUGAUGUCCUCGACCUCAAUAACAGUGACCUCAUCGCUUGCAUGGUGGUGAGUAAAGACGGCGUUCAGGCGCAGAGGUUCCUGGCUGUGGACGUCUAUCAAAUGAGUCUGGUGGAACCCGAGACCAAGCGCCUGGGCUGGGGGGUUGUCAAGUUCGCAGGUCUUCUGCAGGACAUGCAGGUGUCCGGUGUGGAGGACGACAGCAGAGCCCUGAACAUCACCAUCCACAAACCGACAUCCAACCCUCAUGCCAAACCCGUACCCAUCCUGCAGGCUUCCUUCAUCUUCGCCGAUCACAUCCGCUGCAUCAUCGCCAAGCAGCGUCUGGCUAAAGGACGCAUCCAGGCACGAAGGAUGAAGAUGCAGAGGAUAGCAGCGCUUCUGGAUCUUCCCGUCCAGCCUUCAUCUGAAGUGCUAGGUUUCGGCCAGUCCUCUUCUUCUUCCUCGUCCUCGUCCACAUCCCAGCUACCCUUCCGCUUUUACGACCAGGCAAGGCGAGGCCCAGCGUUCGCCUCCGUAGAUAAAGUUCCAGGUUUUGCAGUGGCCCAGCAGCGCAGUUCCUCCCUGAGUUCCAGCUCCAGCAUCACGGCUCAGUCAGACUCCAUCAGCACCAGCGGCAUGUCUACACACACCACUCCAGUGCCGGCCGCACCCCUGGCCCCGAGCCUGACUCCUGCGGCUCAGCCCACCAUCUCCCUGCUAUCAGACACCAACACAGACUCGCUCAGCGUCGACUCGCUCACCCUGCUGCCUCCGGCAGACCCUCCCUGUCUGCGCCGCUUCAGCCGGGAUGAGGCCGCGCCCGCCGACACCGACGCUCGUACCACGCCCGACCUAAAGAGCGCAGAGGACAGAAAGGACAUCUUGGCAGCCCCGGAAGAGCAUGGAACUUACACCACGAGAGAGAAAGACAAACCCGAUCAUCCCGAUUCUGAACCAGCAAAAGUUUCUGAACCCGAUGUAACCUCAAGGUCAAGAGAGAAGGUCGAGACGGAAAUUUCUGCUCCAGACCCGGAAGAAAACCUGGAUCUGGAGCAGGAGACGGAGAUAGACUGAGACACUUUUUUUUUCCUUUUUUUUUUUGUUUCUUUUUGUUUGUUGAGAAACCAGCUGAAACCUGAAUGUCAGAUUUCUGUUUGUUCAUCACAGCGGUGGCUUUCAUCACGUUCCGUGCCUCCUCUUUGUUUAAGAACAUUCUUGAAUGCAACAUUUUUUUCGCCCCACAACAGUAGGGUUAUUGAUCGUAUUUUUCAAAGCACAUCAUUGUGUCUGCUCUAAGCACCAUUGUGUGUGUGGUUUUUUUUUCUCUCUCUCUCUCUGCUGUGGUGCUGUGUGCAGGAGUGAGUUCUGAGUUAUGACUGCAUGAGUGAUUGAGUGGGAUUAGUCUGGAUAUGUGUAUGUUGUCUGAUUGAUUGUGUGACUGAAGUGAGAAAGAAGGAAAGGGCGGAGAAGGAAGAAGAGUGUGGGUUUGUUUUUAUAAACAUGUGGGUGAGGGAAUACCCGCUCGCUUUUAUCAGUCUUUACACUGAGGAAUGUACCAUGAGCUCUGGGUCUGUCCGGCGGUGCUCUCUCCUGGACGGCUCUCUCGCUUUGACUGAACACACAUUUGCACUUAAAGAGCCGCGAUUUUUUACUCUUUUUUUUUUCUUUUUUCAGACUGUAAGUGGAAAUCCGGAUGUGAACACGCCGUCCGCGCGGUCAGGAGAACUCGGAAAGCAAAUUUACUCACCUGUAAUGGUGUAUGCAAACGCAACGAAUCCCACACCAUCAAAAAUGUUCAAAUCUGGUUCUAGAUCAUUACACACAGCAGUGUUUAAACACACUCGAGUCUCGGCACUCAGCUCGACCUCGGUUACGCAGUUCUGUUUUAUUGUUUCACAUCACGAGGAUUGGUGUAUUUGAUCUAACGAGCUGUAUGUGAUUUUUGGAGCAAAAGGAAAAUGUAGAUAUUCUUCCCAAACUCAAAACUCAGCCUGCUGAAAAUGCUGAAGAUGUCAAUAAAAAAAAAAAAAAAAAAAAAACGGUCACUUUGAUUAAAACAUUAAAACAGUGCAGAUUUUAUAUAAACACGGCUCGUUUAUUAUUUUCCUCAAUAUUCUGACCUCCAUCUUUUAUCGUUCAUACCACAGAUUAGCACUUCAUCAGGUUUCCUCUGUCACAAUGUGGCCCCAAGUUAGAACCCUAUCUCAGAGGUUUAGAACGCUCCGUAAGUGCACCAAGUACCAAGAAAUUAAAUGUUUAAACCCCUGACCAGUAUUCAGAAGGAAAAAAAUGACCAUUCAUUUAGAGUUUGUUUCAAGGUUUGAAAUUUAUUUAAAAGUUUGUUUGUUUGUUUUUUAAAAUAAUGCACACAGGAAAAAAUUGCAGGGAAUAAACUUUAAAAAAAAAAAAAAAAAAAAAAAAA
Hemibagrus wyckioides is the source of this 4611-nucleotide messenger RNA. RefSeq names its product C-type lectin domain containing 16A (gene clec16a). NCBI's taxonomy places the organism in Eukaryota, Metazoa, Chordata, Actinopteri, Siluriformes, Bagridae. The transcript has 23 exons. Gene Ontology annotation, biological process: endosome to lysosome transport; endosomal transport; regulation of autophagosome maturation. Bases 138 to 3263 code for a protein of 1041 amino acids. The record is from RefSeq and is a predicted model, not a curated record. Gene Ontology annotation, cellular component: endolysosome membrane; late endosome.